AUGAAAAUUCUUGCGAAAGCACAAGUCAUUAUCGUGCUGCAUGUACUGGCAGUUUGCGGCAGCACAGGAUGCGGUCUCUCCGGAGCAUAUGCCGCGAUCGAUCCAGAAUCUUUCAAAGUCGGUGCCGUGCGACAACCUCCGGUCAACUUUGCCCUCCCGAUUGGUCUGAACAAGACUUGGGUUGAUUUGGAUCUGAACGCGACAAUUGAUCAAGCUGUCGAAACUAUUCAACAGGCUAAGGCUGAUGGUGUUGCAUUUUUGGCAUUCCCUGAGCUCUACUUCCCCGGAUACCCUGUCGCCAUCAAUACCGGUUACAACCCUAGCCAGAUCGCACAAUACGUGAGCCAGUCUUUUUCUGUCGACGAUGCGCGUUUUCAGAAACUAGUCAAGGCGUUUCAGGACCAGGGGAUCUAUGGUACAUUUGGGUUCUCGGAGCUCGCAGACGACAAGAUCUUUAUGGGACAAGUGUUGAUUGGCCCCGAUGGAUCAAUUUUGCAUCAUCGUCGCAAGCUACGACCCUCUGGCACUGAACGCUAUAUAUGGUCGGACGGAGACAUAUCUGGCUUGGUCGUCACCCCGACCCCUCAUGGUCGUAUAGGCAUGCUCGAGUGCUGGGAGCAUUUCCACCCCACUAUGACCUUCGUCAUGCAGGCUCAACUCGAAAACAUACAUGUUGCGGCAUUCCCUUAUGCACCGGAUUUUGGUGUCGACCCGCAGGCUUGGGAAUCUGCCGAAGUAGGCGCUGCAGCAGCUCGCGCCUACGCGGUAAGCAGUGGUGCAUAUGUGAUCAUGCCAUCUAUCGGCACAGCAGCCAUCUUCAGCAAUGGUGGCGGAACUAUGAGCUUGAUUAACGCAACCGAUUCCCCCGAAAUCAAUUACAUUACUGCAACGAUUAAUACUACCACAUUUUCGAGCGCAACAUACGAUACCGACGGGGAACAAAGUUGGGCGGCUUUACAACAAAUAGUCGCUGAAUUUCCAUCUUACAUCCCAAAAGUAGCAAGCGCGUACUUUGAAAAGAAAGUCAUACCGCUCGAAUCUAUCACUGUAUAA
Truncatella angustata is the source of this 1053-nucleotide messenger RNA. RefSeq names its product carbon-nitrogen hydrolase. Gene Ontology annotation, molecular function: catalytic activity. NCBI's taxonomy places the organism in Eukaryota, Fungi, Ascomycota, Sordariomycetes, Amphisphaeriales, Sporocadaceae. The transcript has 4 exons. The coding region runs from base 1 to 1053 and encodes 350 amino acids. The record is from RefSeq and is a predicted model, not a curated record.